CACUUCCCCCCCAACACUUCCUGUUCUGCUGGACCCCCUUAUGGAGAAGUUGGCCCCUACGCGGGAAUUCCAAUGGCCUCUUUAGGGGUGUGGCCUAAGGCUCGAAGAAGUGGGAUGUAAAACGAAGAUCAGGAACAGCUUUGAAGAGGUGCAAAGUGAAUUGGUGCCAGUCAGCAUGUCAGAAACAGAGCACAUAGCCUCCAUUUCCUCUGAUCAAAAUAUUGAGAAAACAUCUGAAAUAAAGGAAGACUCAUGCAAUUCGUUUUCUGGUGAUGAAAACAGCAGCUUAGAAAAUGAGUCCAAACUGUUGUCAUUAAACUUUGAUAAAACUUUAUGUCAGCCUAGUGAACACAAUAAUCAAAUUGAAACACAGGAAAAUUAUAUUCCAGAUCAUGGUGGAGGUGAGGAUUCUUGUGCUAAAACAGACAUAUGCCCAGAAAAUUCUGAACAAAUAGCUAAUUUUCCUGGUGGAGAUUUUACAAAGCAAGUUUUGAAAACAAAUGAAGCAGAACAAACAGUAACACAAAUAUUGGCAGAAUUAAGGUCAUCUACAUUUACAGAAGCAGCUAAUCAAAAGACUUAUUUAGAAAGUCCUUAUGAUACAGACUGCACCAAGAAACUUAUUUCAAAAAUGAAGAAUGUUUCAACAUCAGAGGAUUUGUUGGAAGAAAUAGAAUCUGAGCUCUUAUCUACUGAGUUUGCAAAAGAACACCGACUACCAAAUGGAAUGAAUAAGGGAGAAAAUGCAUUAGUUAUGUUUGAAAAGUGUGUGCAAGAUAAGCAUUUGCAGCAGGAGCAUACCAUAAAGAAGUUAAUUAAAGAAAAUAAGAAGCAUCAGGAACUUAUCUUAGACAUUUGUUCAGAAAAAGACAAUUUAAGAGAAGAACUAAAAAAAAGAACAGAAACAGAGAAGCAGCAUAUGAACACAAUUAAACAGUUAGAAUCAAGAAUAGAGGAACUAAAUAAAGAAGUUCAAGCUUCCAAAGAUAAAGUACUAGCUCAAGACAUUGCAACUAAAAAUGCAAUUCAGCAAUUACACAAAGAGAUGGCCCAUCGGAUGGAACAGGCCAACAAGAAAUGUGAAGAGGCACGCCAGGAAAAAGAAGCAAUGGUAAUGAAGUAUGUAAGAGGCGAGAAGGAAUCUUUAGACCUUCGAAAGGAAAAAGAGAUACUUGAAAAAAAACUUAGAGAUGCAAAUAAAGAAUAUGAGAAAAACACUAACAAAAUUAAGCAACUUUCUCAGGAGAAAGGACGGCUGCACCAGCUGUACGAAACAAAGGAAGGUGAAACUACUAGACUCGUCAGAGAAAUAGACAAAUUAAAGGAAGAUAUCAACUCUCACAUCAUUAAAGUAAAAUGGGCACAAAACAAAUUAAAAGCAGAAAUGGAUUCACACAAGGAAACCAAAGAUAAACUCAAAGAGACAACAACAAAGUUAACUCAAGCAAAGGAAGAAGCAGAUCAAAUUCGGAAAAAUUGUCAGGAUAUGAUAAAAACAUAUCAGGAAUCAGAAGAAAUUAAAUCAAAUGAGCUUGAUGCCAAGCUUAGAGUGACAAAAGGAGAACUUGAAAAACAAAUGCAAGAAAAAUCUGACCAGCUAGAAAUGCAUCAUGCCAAAAUAAAGGAACUAGAAGAUUUGAAGAGGACAUUUAAGGAGGGCAUGGAUGAGCUACGAACACUGAGAACAAAGGUAAAAUGUCUAGAAGAUGAACGAUUGAGAACAGAAGAUGAAUUAUCAAAAUAUAAAGAAAUUAUUAAUCGCCAAAAAGCUGAAAUUCAGAAUUUAUUGGACAAAGUGAAAAUUGCAGGUCAGAUACAGGAGCAGCAUCAAAGAGGUAAACAAGAAAUUGAAAAUUUGAAGGAAGAAGUGGAAAGUCUUAAUUCUUUGAUUAAUGACCUACAAAAAGACAUCGAAGGCAGUAGGAAAAGAGAAUCUGAGCUACUACUGUUUACAGAAAAGCUCACUAGUAAGAAUGCACAACUUCAAUCUGAAUCCAAUUCUUUGCAGUCACAGUUUGAUAAACUUUCUUGUAGUGAAAGUCAGUUACAAAGCCAGUGUGAACACAUGAAACAGACAAAUAUUAAUUUGGAAAGUAGAUUGUUAAAAGAAGAAGAACUGCGAAAAGAGGAAGUCCAGACUCUGCAAGCUGAACUCACUUGUAGACAAACUGAAGUUAAAGCAUUGAGUACCCAGGUCGAAGAAUUAAAAGAUGAAUUAGUAACUCACAGACGUAAACAUGCCUCUAGUGUCAAGGAUCUUACCAAACAACUUCAGCAAGCACGAAGAAAGUUAGAUCAGGUUGAGAAUGGAAGCUAUGAUAAAGAAGUCAGCAGCAUGGGAAGUCGUUCUAGUUCAUCAGGGUCCCUCAAUGCUCGAAGCAGUGCAGAAGAUCGAUCUCCAGAAAAUACUGGGUCGUCAGUAGCUGUGGAUAACUUUCCAGAAGUAGACAAGGCCAUGCUGAUUGAGAGGAUAGUAAGGCUGCAGAAGGCACAUGCUCGGAAAAAUGAAAAGAUAGAAUUUAUGGAGGAUCACAUCAAACAAUUGGUGGAAGAAAUUAGGAAAAAAACAAAAAUAAUUCAGAGUUACGUUUUACGAGAAGAAUCAGGCACACUUUCUUCAGAGGCAUCUGAUUUUAACAAAGUCCAUUUGAGUAGACGGGGUGGCAUCAUGGCAUCUUUAUACACAUCCCAUCCAGCUGAUAGUGGAUUAACAUUGGAACUCUCUUUGGAGAUCAACCGAAAACUACAGGCUGUUUUGGAGGAUACGUUAUUGAAAAAUAUUACUUUGAAGGAAAAUCUGCAAACACUUGGAACAGAAAUAGAACGUCUUAUUAAACACCAGCAUGACCUAGAACAGAGGACGAAGAAAACCUAACACAAAGUUCUUCCUCAGUAAACAGACAGAAGCUACACAAGGAGCAGGUGCCAUUGCCCAGUAUUGUUGGAAACUUUUCCCUGCUUUGUGUGUCAGCCAAUAAAAAAUUUGUUUUGCUUCAUCUGUAUAAAAAAGUACCUUUUUACAAUACAGGUGCAUUGCUGUGUAUACUGUAAGAAUGUAAGCUUUGAUGAAACUUGUUUUUAUGUGGUGACAGCCUGUCAUUGAAUCAGAACAACUUAUUUAAUUUGCUGAUAGUCAUAUGAAGUGCUGAACAUUAUGACAAGGGCUUUUGAAAACCCCUUCUCCAUAUUUCUUCCCUUUAAAAUAUAUAAUGUCAAAAAUGAUUUCACUUUUUAAAAUUAUGCAUGAAAGGACAGGUGUUAAUCAUUCAGUAAUAUGAUAUUUCUCCAACAUGAAGAAAACUAAAGAAGUAAUAAAAACUUGUUUUGACAUUCUAAUACAACAUUUGCUUGUGUGUUAGGGAUGCCAGUGAGUUCUUAAACCAUUUGAUUUUAAUGGAAGCUAAUAGGAAAACUAGCUCUUGGUAACUAGCAAUGAUCAGGCAUUGUAUGCCCCUGUCAGGUUUCCUUAUUUGUGCUAGGUACAUUUUUUUCAGAUUUGAAUUGAGUUAAUAGUUGAGUUUUUUAAAUCUCCAGUUACAUAAAAUAUGAUUUAAAUUAUCUGCUUAUUUAGAGAAUUCCUGUGGACUUCAGUUAUAUUUUAAAAUGUAAAAUGGAUUAGUCUCAUUAGAACAGAGAAAUGAAUAAUGAAUUCUUUGAAACUGAAGUACUUUAGUUUUACUGACAUCAAGUAUAAAGAUAAAUUUAAGAUAUUUAUAAAGAACCAGUUCCCAAGAAAAUCCAGCAUAUGGCACUAUUAACCAUUUUAUCUGUGUACCAUUCUUUACUGUUAGUAUAAUUAUAUAUUAUAGUGGGGUGAUCUUACAGUGCCCAGAUAUGAUGUGUUUGGUAUAUUUAUUUAAAAUACAAAAUAAUUACAUCUCUGUAACCAAAAGAAUUUUAGAACCAAAUUUAUGUAUCCUGUUGGAUUUUUACAAUAUUUAUGAUGUACACUUAAAUGUUGACAGUCAUAGUAUCAGUAUUUCUGUCAUUGAAUUUUUUUCUCACCUCUUGUAAUUUCUCACUUAUUUUAAUUUUUGUGUGUGGUUUUUCACAUUUCAUUAUAUUCAGAUAAUUUCUGUAGUAGAUACCUUGGCACAUAUACAGAUGUUGCAGCAAGCCUCAUUUUCAUUUUGGAUUUUCGCCAACUUCUUUCUCCCCUUAAGAGAAGUAAGCUUUGCGGUGGAUUAAAAGCCUUUAAAGAAUUGUGUGGCUUUAACAGUUGGGCUGGGCUUAUGGUGGCAAUUUCCCUUUAAUGUGUUUUAAGUUUUUUUUUAAAUCAACAUUGCUUAAAAAGAUCAGUUACUAAGGAUUAGAUAAUUCAAUGCAGCAUUUUUUCUGUAUAUUGAGUUAUAUGUUGUCAUCCAAAAACAAAAUCUUUUCACUUCAGAAUGGAAAUACAAGUUCAGAAACAUUUUAUAUUUAAAAUAGCUAUAAAAGUUUUAGCCUUACCAUAAUGUAUCUUGUUCUUUUUACCAGUAAUAAUUUAUCAAAAUAAAGAAAUAAGAGGGUAAGUGCAAUCACAUCUGAAUUAUUUUCCUAGUUGUUUUUGACAAUACUAUCGAUACUCUCAAAUACUAUUUAGAGUAGUCAACAUAACUAAAUUUUUACAGCUUCUUAUGUGAUAUAGAUUCAUACACUACAAUAUUUGUUUUUUUCCUCCCAAGACACAAAAUGUAUUAAUGGAGACCAAAUAGUGGUCAGAACCAUAGUAUUCUGUCUAUACACCUUAAAAAUAUAUAUACUUUUUUUUUUUUUUUUUUGGCGGUACGCAGGCCUCUCACUGUUGUGGCCUCUCCCGUUGCGGAGCACAGGCUCCGGACGCGCAGGCUCAGCGGCCAUGGCUCACGGGCCCAGCCGCUCCGCGGCAUGUGGGAUCUUCCCGGAUGGGGGCACGAACCCGUGUCCCCUGCAUCGGCAGGCAGACUCUCAACCACUGCGCCACCAGGGAAGCCCUAUAUACAUUUUUUUGCAUACAAAUAUUACAUAUGAAAAUGAAACCUUCCAAUAUUAACAUUUGUGCCAGCAUUCACUUAGAGAAGUUUAAUGGUUAAACAAUUUUAGAAGAAUGUAAUUAUAAACCAUAUUUUGACUUAUUAUUACUUUUCCCACCCAUAAAUGUAUGGAACUGUGGAAAACUUGAAGAAAAUGCUUUAUUUUCCUUUUGCUCCUUAGUUUCUACUAUAUCCUUUUGUAUAUGGAUCAGGACUGAGCAAAGUGUGUACAAAAAUGUGCAUUUAUCAGCUCCCUGUCUCUAAACUGAUUCACAAACAGAUUCUGAUGUAAGCAUUUAGAGGGCCUUCUACCCUUACUGUACUUACUGAAUAUAUGGAGAGAAGAAUGGGGUGUCUAGAAAAGGAACAUGGUCUGGAUAAACUUGAGAUCUUGGAGAAAUUUUGUUUUAUGUGUUUAUUAUUAAUGGAACACAUCAAAUGCUGUUUUUGUUAGCAGUAUUUUGGUUUCUUUGAGCAGGAAAUGAUUUUUGUGUGUGUGUAUAUAUAUGUAUACACUUCACUAGGUUUAAUUUUAAAGUGAAUACUUGCUGUGACUCCCUUUUUCCCAUACCACUUCAAACGUUAGCCUGAUAAGUUUUAAGGAUUGAAAAUGGUGGGUUUUGGACAGAAGAAUGAGUUUAAACUUUAGUGGGUUUUUUUUGUAAACUUUCUAUCCAUAACCAUUUAAAGCAGAUUAUCUUGAAAUUAAAUUUUGUCAGGCUACCACCAUGUUAUUUAUUCAUGUAAUAAACACAGUUAUUAGAAACCUCUUAUUGUCAGUCACCAUACAGGGUAUCAUCAUUAUACUGGUAGACAGACCAGACAGGGCAAUUCCUGUCCUUACGGAACUUAUGGUCUAGUGAAGACAGCUGCGAGGCAGUAGGAGCAGCUCUUUAAGCCUCUGCAGCUCACAACCAUCCCCUGUUGGAAGACAGUUGAUUCACUUGUGCAAGUAGGUGACCCAGAAGUCUCACUCUGGCGUGAAGCUUUGGGAAAUGACUCCUUGCUGAGGUACACUGAGAGCAGAUUGCUGUUCUCAUGGUGGUUCUGCACAUUCCUAAGUUGUUUUCACAGUUAAUAGUUGAGUUUUUUUAAUUGUUUAAAAAUUCUUUAAUUAUGUUUAAUUAUUCUUUAAGAAGAAGGAAAAAAAUCCAAAGACUAUAAAAUGGUAUUUGAUUUUUGCCAUUUUAGUAAAUUAUUAAUGUCUACUUGAUGCUUAUAAAGAUGAAUCUAAUCACAUUGUCAUGCAUAUUUCCAAACUUUGUUUUGCAGUAUACUCUAAAGACUUUUACAUAUAAUUUUAGACCCAAGAUUUACCAGUAGAAGGAAAAAAGCACUAGAAACCAUUAAUAUUGUAAAUGUUAUAUAUGCUACCGUGGUGAAAAUAUUUUUAUCAAUCAUGUUAUUCCAUAUCAUUAAUUUGCCUUAUGGACGCUGAGUCCAGUGGUCUAUCUUCCAGUAACCUUUUUAAAACAAAACAAUUCUUUUUUGACACUAAGAUUGUUAAUUUUUAACACCAGUUGGUGGCACUAGAAACCUGAAAUUUUCAAGGCUGAACAAGAGAAGAUAAUCCAAACAAAGAAUUUUCAGGAAAAUAAAUGAAAAAUAUAAUUGUAUAUUAAAGAUGUAUUUUUCUUCUGGAAUGAAAUUCUUUUUUAAAAUGCAUAUGGCUGUCCAUUUUGACUAUGAUGAAACUUGUUUACCUUCCAAAGUUCAUAUAUAUAUA
Messenger RNA from Mesoplodon densirostris (Blainville's beaked whale), 6717 nucleotides. It is a transcript of the gene CCDC186, whose product is annotated as coiled-coil domain containing 186. Gene Ontology annotation, biological process: vesicle cytoskeletal trafficking. The transcript is spliced from 16 exons. NCBI's taxonomy places the organism in Eukaryota, Metazoa, Chordata, Mammalia, Artiodactyla, Ziphiidae. Gene Ontology annotation, cellular component: trans-Golgi network. Gene Ontology annotation, molecular function: small GTPase binding. The record is from RefSeq and is a predicted model, not a curated record. Bases 176 to 2875 code for a protein of 899 amino acids.